Dufourea novaeangliae is the source of this 1152-nucleotide messenger RNA. RefSeq names its product dnaJ homolog subfamily B member 11 (gene shv). NCBI's taxonomy places the organism in Eukaryota, Metazoa, Arthropoda, Insecta, Hymenoptera, Halictidae. The record is from RefSeq and is a predicted model, not a curated record. Bases 52 to 1152 code for a protein of 366 amino acids. Gene Ontology annotation, cellular component: endoplasmic reticulum. Gene Ontology annotation, biological process: protein maturation; protein folding. The transcript has 4 exons. Gene Ontology annotation, molecular function: misfolded protein binding.
GAAUGAAUUGAUUCAAUCCACCAAUCCGAAGCACCCACGAUUUUAGCAGCUAUGUUUGUUGUAACGUCUGCUAGGAUGGCAGCGAUAAAAUUAAUUUGGUGUUUGUUCAUAAAUUUAACAGUAUAUGUGAUUCUAACUGUAGCAGGGAGAGACUUUUAUGCCAUCUUAGGAGUACCACAAACAGCAAGUCAACAUUCCAUAAAAAAAGCUUUCAGAAAGUUGGCAAAAGAACUGCACCCUGAUAAAAAUAAAGAAGAUCCAAAUGCCUCGCAAAAGUUCCAAGAUAUAGGUGCUGCUUAUGAGGUUCUUUCCGAUAAUGAAAAGAGAGAAAUGUAUGACAGAUGUGGAGAAGAAUGUUUAAAAAGAGAUGGUAUGAUGAAUAAUGCUGAUCCUUUUGCAAGUUUUUUUGGAGAUUUUAGUUUUCAUUUUGGUGGGGAAUCUCAGCAUCAACAUGAAACACCAAAAGGUUCUAACAUUGUAAUGAAUUUAAUGGUUACGUUAGAAGAAUUAUAUAGUGGAAAUUUUAUAGAGCUCACAAGAAAUAAGCCAGUUACGAAGGCAGCUAAAGGAACUAGAAAAUGUAAUUGUAGACAAGAAUUUGUCACUCGUAAUUUAGGAAAUGGAAGAUUUCAAAUGAUGCAACAGCCAGUGUGUUCAGAGUGUCCAAACGUUAAAUUUGUUACUGAAGAGCGGGUAUUGGAGGUUGAAGUAGAAGCUGGUAUGGUAGAUGAGCAGGAAGUUAGAUUUACAGCAGAAGGUGAACCACAUAUAGAUGGAGAACCUGGGGAUUUAAUUUUGAAAAUACGAACUCAGCCACACCCAGUUUUUGAGAGAAUUGGUGAUGAUCUCUAUACAAAUGUUACUAUAUCUAUGCAGGAUGCCUUGAUAGGCUUUAAAAUGGAUAUAGAACAUUUAGAUGGCCAUAAAGUGACUAUUCAGAGGGAUAAAGUCACCAAACCAGGGGCUCGUAUUAGGAAGAAAGGAGAAGGAAUGCCUAAUUAUGACAAUAAUAAUCUCUAUGGUACUUUGUAUAUAACAUUUGAUGUUGCAUUCCCUGAAACAGAAUUUACAAGUACACAAAAGGAAGAAAUACAAAAUUUAUUUCAACAAGACUCUGUCAAUCGAAUUUAUAAUGGAAUACAGGGAAAUUAG